AUGUCAAAUAAUGGAGAUGAAGAUGAACAAUAGGUAAAAACCAUUAGUCAUGAGCCUCCACAAACACGAUCAAUUAGAAAAAAAGAAAAAGAUGAUCAACAAAAAGUAGUUUCAAAAAUCAACAGCGAAAAUACAAUAACAAAAAAGAAGAUGAAACGCAAAAGACUUUAUUCAAAAGCAAAGAAAGUAGAACUAAGAAAAAAAACUAGAAUCCCUGCAUUUGAAUCUUUUACUCCAAGUGAAGAUAGAUUAAUUCUUUAAUCUGUAUUAAAAUUAGGACCUAAAUUCAAAGUUAUAUCGACUUACUUUCCAUCAAAAUCACUCAGCACAGUAAAAAAUAGAUAUUACAAAUUCUUAAGAUAUAGAUGGACAUAAAUAAUGGGGAAGUAAAUAAUUAAAAUCUAUAUACUAGAGAUUACGAUACAUUAUAUAAAGAGAGUCAAUCAACUGUUAUUUAAGAAGAAUAGAUAAUAGAAACAGUAUAAUUAUUUCCAGAUGUAAAAAGUAUUCUAAUGAACAUGAUUUCAAAAAUAAAAUCUUUAGUAUUAUAAUGA
Messenger RNA from Paramecium sonneborni, 554 nucleotides. Lineage: Eukaryota; Ciliophora; Oligohymenophorea; Peniculida; Parameciidae. The record is from the annotation of a GenBank genome assembly.